AUGGGUAAAAUGGAAACAUGGGAAGUGACCGGUCGUACCGAAGAUACCAUAACCGUCAUGUACAAAAGACGUGUCUACAAAGAGGAGACGUUUCCGACGAGUCCAGGCGAGAAGGAUGAGAUUCUGAAAAAGGAGGAGAUGGAUGACGAGACACGGGCGGUGCUGAAAAGAUUGAGUGGGUUGAAUGAGAGAAUUCGGAAGGAGUACCUGAUGGAGAAGAAGCCAUCAAAAAAUAACAAAAAAGAAGAUAAGAAGAAGAAUAAAAAUAAGGAGAAGCGAGCCUCCCCAAAACCCAAAGAUGCCUCCCCAAAACCUAAAGAGACUCCCGAAGAUAAAGAUGACCAUGUCACUGUCAAUGGGGUAUUGGUACGCAAGGCGCAAGGAUCUGAGCCGUGUGAUCAUCGUGGAGUUCCCCUUACCCAUCCAAUGGCUGUAACCCCAUUUCCGGGGGCAAGAUCUGCGGCUAAACGUGAAAGGGCUCGUCAAAUGUUGAAGGAGGUUGCGAAGAAGAUGCAUGAUGAUUCGUUGAAGAAAAAGAAGAAGAAUAAGGAGAAAGAGGAGAAAAAUGAGAAAAAGGAGAAGAAAAAGGUGUCAAGCUCGUCGAAAAGCUCGAAAGCCUCGAAAACCUCAACAACUACGUCCACCAAAGCUACGAAGGCUUCGACGAAGAGCAAAUCUUCGAAUAAAAAAAUGGGAUGCGACAAGUGUGGCAGCUGUCAGAAAUGCAUUCACCGCUGCUCCCAGAAGCACGCCGCCGAGCAGAAGGUCACCACUCAGGAGCGAGAGAAAUUCCUGCGUGGAAUCUCACGUCUUCGUCAGAAAAUUGUCAAGCCUGAGCGUAGCCGUGAAAAAGCGUCGCAAUCUCCGUAUGACGUCACUCAGAGCGAGUCGGAGAUCGAAUUGAGCUCGGAGAGCAGCAGUAAGAGAGAGUCGGCUAAGAAGAAGAAGAGUAAAGAUGAGAACUCGGUUAAUUUUUAUUAA
Caenorhabditis remanei is the source of this 981-nucleotide messenger RNA. RefSeq lists its product as uncharacterized. The coding region runs from base 1 to 981 and encodes 326 amino acids. The record is from RefSeq and is a predicted model, not a curated record. The transcript is spliced from 5 exons. NCBI's taxonomy places the organism in Eukaryota, Metazoa, Nematoda, Chromadorea, Rhabditida, Rhabditidae.